Girardinichthys multiradiatus is the source of this 6331-nucleotide messenger RNA. RefSeq names its product ADAMTS like 5 (gene adamtsl5). The transcript is spliced from 13 exons. Gene Ontology annotation, biological process: extracellular matrix organization. NCBI's taxonomy places the organism in Eukaryota, Metazoa, Chordata, Actinopteri, Cyprinodontiformes, Goodeidae. The record is from RefSeq and is a predicted model, not a curated record. Gene Ontology annotation, molecular function: metalloendopeptidase activity; protein binding. Gene Ontology annotation, cellular component: extracellular matrix. Bases 608 to 2296 code for a protein of 562 amino acids.
UGGAGGGAGAGUCCUACAGAGACCGCACCAACACAGCAGCUCUGCGCUUCAACAGCACGCAGCACCCUCAGCGCUGCGCACUGCUGCUUUCUGCCGCACUCUGCGCACUUUGAGUCGGCUAGGACUGAGCGGGCAGAUGAGAGGGGACGGCCCCUGGAUGUAGCUACCUGAUGCUGGAUUUAACUUGGAAAAUGUUUCAUGAAAAAGUUCACACCUCAUUGGGAAUAAUAUGCUCAUAACACAGCUAGAAACGUCUUCCAACAAGUCACUUCUUGCUCCAGAGUGAGAUGCGCGUUUUUCACUUUAAGCUUUUCAGAAAAACUAAAUUGAUGUGAUGUGGGGAGCUGAUUACGCAGCUUCUUGGAUGGAUCAGCUCUGCAGCUGAAGGAGAAAGAGGAAAAACUAUUUCAUUACAUGUGUUUUUAAAGACGACGUGGAAAAUCAGCAGAGAGGACAUGGACUUGGUUGGGUUUGGAACCCGUGUGUCUGCUCCCCCUGCAGCUGGGAUGCACCGUGCGUCAGAGCCUCAACAUUUCACAUCAUGAUACUUCAUCAAAACUGCACCUGACACAUUGUCCCGGUCCAUUUUAAUCUACCAGGAUCCACUAUGUCCCCAGUAAAGACCAGGAGGCUGACUCUGAACCGGGUCCUGACCUUUGUUUUGUUGCUGGCCCCCCCUGGCUCCCUCGCCUCCCCGCAGAGCGCCUCUUGGAGUUCUGUGUGGGGUCCUUCCAGCGACACCUCAUCAGGGCGUUCAGGACAUGCACGACGACAGCUGCACUUCAGAAACGAGUGGGCGUCAUGGAGCGGCUGGUCUGUUUGCUCACGCAGCUGCGGGGGCGGAGCCUCUGUGCGGACUCGCACCUGCAUCACCAGAAACCCAGUUGGCGGACCAUGUGCUGGAGAUCCCAGACAGUACAAGAUCUGCAACACCAAGGAGUGUCCCCCUGGCUCAGGGGAUUUCAGAGAGAUGCAGUGUGCUGCCUUCAACAACAGGCCAUUGGUGUCAGGAAACUCCUUCAGAUGGACCACAUUUCUUGGAGGUUCCAGCCCCUGUGAACUCAGCUGCCUGGCCCUGGGACACAACUUCUACUACAACUUCGGUCACGUGCUGGACGGUACGACCUGUGACGAGGAGUCUGGAGCAGUGUGUGUCAACGGACGCUGUCUGAAGCCUGGCUGUGACUCCAUCUUGGGUUCAAAGCAGCAGGAAGAUGCCUGCAUGGUGUGUGGAGGACACAACACCACCUGCCUGCACCACAAGAGUGUGUACCAGAGCAGUGGGCUGGAGGCAGGGGGGCCUUUCGGAUACAAUGAAGUGACAAUGAUACCAGCAGGAGCCACUCAUAUCCUGGUCACCGAUAACAGCAAGAACUAUCUUGCCCUGCAGAAUGGUCAAGCCCAGUUUGUGAUCAAUGGAAACUGGAAGAUCAGCGAUCCCGGAGAGUACAACGUAGCUGGCACCAAGCUGCUUUACCGGCGCUCUGCAGACACCUGGGAGAGCUUUGAGGUGUCAGGACCAACCCAAGAAAACCUUCAUCUAAUGGUUCUGGCAACAGACACAAACUCAGGAAUUGAGUACGAGUACUGGCUUCCACCUGACCAGUAUGCCCUCUACCAUGGGAGGAGAAGCCCUUUACGACAGGCUCACCAUACAGCCAGCUACUUCCCCAGAAUCCAACCCACCACUUCAACCACAACCUCUGCCACUACCACCAGGGCACCUCCAAACACUACCCAGAGACCCCACUGGUUUUUCAGUUAUUUAAAGCCUUUCCGUCAGCCUCUUCUCAGCAACCACCAGCACCUUCCUCGCCAGCCCUUCACUCGUCUGGAGCGGGAGGAAAACCACAGAAACUUCCUUCCUCAGGUCCCACCUGGAAAGCAUUGUGGAAAAUGUCGGAGAGUUAAAGGACGAAGAGAACGCCAGAGACAGUAUUGCCAGAAGGACUUUGUGUUUCGUGGCAGAGUUCUUGGGAAGCUGUACAGAGGUGAGGAGACUCGUUACGACGUUCAGAUCAUCCACACGUACCGGAACCGCUUCCGGCUAGAGCACCGGGAGUUCCUCUGGGUCCCGAACCUGUGCGACUGCCCCGACCUGCUGGUGGGGAAACAGUACAUUCUGAUGGUGCGGCGCCACAUUAACUACGAACACACGCUGAACCGGAUCCUGCUGGAGGAGGAGAGCUACGUGGUGCCGUACAGACCCAGAGAGGACGAGCUGCUGCGGCCGCUCGAGAGGCUCUGCAGCAACAGAGGGCCAAAACUUUCUACAGAAAUAGGGGACAGAGUUUAGUUUGUGAGUGGAGACUCAGACUUAUACCUGAUAUUAAUUCUUUCAUAUAAUGAAUGGCCUGAUGAGCUAAGUGUGGCGUCACUGACAGAGGAAACUACAUAAUCCUUUUAGGUUUCACCUUAAUUUAAAAUUUGCCACAUUAUGAAUGCAAAGAACCAACUUAACGGUUAUGAAAAUCUCGGCCAGCUUUCUAUUUAAAGCACUUUAGGUGGGUGCAACGCCCACCUUAAACAAAUACCAAAGAGAAGGACAGUGACUGAAAACAGCCUUUUUCUCAUUACUGUUUUUCCACAGCAACCUCUUAGUUUCCAUUCUGUGCAGGAUUUGUCUCUGUGUCCACUUUUAGAAACAGCUGCAAUGAAUUUUACUGAAUUUUCUUCCAAAGACACAUUUCCGAUGUUUUCUUUUAGCUGCAGCAGGAAAUAUUUGUAGAACUCACAGCAGUGAAUUAGCAGUUAAUAAUGAUUAGUCUGAGUUUUUAAAUGUGGCUUUAUGUAGCAGUGAAGUGUCAAAUAUGGGACAAUUCAGCAUUUUAAUCGAUGCAUGCAACUCUACGUCUAAUGCAGAACAGCAGUUUUAUGGUUUAUGAAACAGUCUGCAUAAAGCACUGUAAUAUUCAUGAGGCUGGAGAUAUUUUAACAUGGCAGAAAUGCACUUUGGUCUUUGCCCCACUCUGAUAGCUGUUAAUUUGGAAACUAAUCUCAGUUUCAAAAAGGCUGAAAGAGAUACAGAUAAGUUCCACUGGUCCUUUUGGGCUUCUAAUGAUAUGUUUAUGGAAUAAUUACAAACAAUGUAGCUGCAGUGACUUUAAAAAGAAAAAAUGUGGGCACAAAGUUGAAGUCAUUAUGGAUUUUCUGUACAGGUUCAAAACUAUACAUACAGGCUCAGCUAUCUGUUUUAAUUGUUGGUGCAAAAGUGUAUAAAAUGCUGUUUAUUUUGUUGAGGCAAAUACAUAUUAACUUGAGGUUAAUUAUCAUGAUUGAGUUCAAUGUGUUUAGGUGUAAGUUAUUCAGGUGCAUCACUUUUCAAAUCCAUGAAAAGAAUGAGGGGCCAGGCCCGAUGGUUCGGUUCGGGUUGUGCUUAGAAAACAAUCCAUGCCUUUCGUGUGGCUCACUCGGGUAUCUGCCUGGUUAAAACUCCCGCAGACUGCAGUAGCGACAGGUAGAGACAGACACAUCCUUGCUUUAUCUCAGGCUGUCUGACCGACAGCAGGUCAGAUUAUUUCCUCACUCCAGGGAUUUUGAUUCAUUUUUCAGGACCACCUAAAUCAAACAAUAUAUUUCAAAUCAUUUGUUGUAUGAGUUUACUGUCCCAGUAUGCCCCUGGAAUGUACUGACUUAAAAAAAAAACCAAAAUGGAAUGAAAUUUACAGCUGCCUAAAUGGAUAAGCCUAAUGCCUUUUGGAGAAAUGUUUUACAAACAGACAGAUUGGCCUACCUGGCUACAAUAACAAAAAGUAUGUUUUGAGGAGAACACUGUACCAACUAUCAAGCAUGGUGGUGGUAGAAUCAUGCUGUGGAGGUGUUUGCUGCUGGAUGCAAACAUGAAGAUGGAGGAGGAACUCCAAAUUCUUCAACCUUACCUGAAAUCAACAGCUACUUGGUUCAAACCUUGGCACGCUUGGGUGUUUCAACAGGACAUCGAGCCCAAUACACGUCCGAACUGGUUAAAUUCAGACUUCUCAAAGGAAUUUCCUAAAACCCUGACCUAUCUUCUAUUAAGAUAUAGUGGAAUAUCCUAAAACAUUUAGUCUGCGCCAGGUAAUCAACCAGUUUAAAUGGAUCUAUCAUUUUGUCAAGAAGGCAAAAUCCAGCUAGAAUGAUGGCAGUUGGCUAAAAAAGUGUGUGAUUAAGAUCCAACUAUUCAGCGGUCAUUUGACCAAAUAUGAGUAGGGCUGUAUGUAUAAUUCUGAUCCCAUGUGGGUUAGAGAAAAUCCACAAUGAAGUGCAUUCAUCUCUUGUUUUUAAAAAAAAUCACUGAAGUUGUUUCUAAUGUAGUUAUUCCAACAUGGAGAAAGAAUAGUUCAAAUAAAUCAUUAGUAGCCCAAAACCCCAAAAAUAUUACAUUCAUCAACAUCCAUGAUGUCUCGGUUUGAACUUCCGACUAUAGCUUCAGCAAGUAGGAUAUUGACUGGUAAUAACCUCCCAACAUUACUGCAAUUCAAACACUCCGAGCUGUCUCUUUAAGGACAACAAUAACCACUUUUCCAUUGCAGGGACUUUCAGCCAUUACCUGGGACUCUUAAAGCCCUCCACCCAGUUAGGUACAAUUUUACUCAAGUAAUUUCAAUUUCCCAAGUCCAUACUUUCCUGGAUAAAAAGUCCCGGUCUGGGAAGGUUUAUGUGCUGAGCAACGAUGAUUGGUGGACCCUUGCUACUUUUUGUGAUCUUGAAUGGACCAAAGGAAGAGGAAGUACGGAUACGGGAUAUGUUAAAAAAGUUCCUAGGCCUUUCAUAACAGUGGAAAAGCAUACAAAUUACCCAGGAUUCCUUUUACCCAGGUAAAAAAAAAAAUCCCAGGUAUUAAAAUCAUGGGACCUUUGGUGAAAAAAGGGCAAAAAAAAGCUAAAUGACCUGGAAGGGUCACAAGCCCCGAGUGUCAUGUUUGAGUUUUAGGAGACUCAAAUGCAGAGCAAACCAUAGAUACGUUUGAAUGGUUUUAAUGAAAAACGAUGAAAAAAAAUUGAGUCUUGCACUAAGAUGCACGAGAAGAAAUCCUAAAACUCUGGGAACACGGAGCAACAGAGGUACGAAGACAACAGGAGGAUCCAGGGGAGAGUAAAGUGAACCAAAGAGUAAAUAUACACUGAGGCAGGGGUAGAGAGAUGACAGGAAAACCAGAAGAGCCAAUCAGAGGGAAUGAAAACAGCUGAGGCAGAGCAAUCAGGGGAGAUGUGGACCAGCUGAGACAGAAGAAAGGAGCAGAGCAGAGAAGGAGAGGAAAAACAAAUAAGCAUGAAUGGAGCUUAACAAGAAACCAUGAGAAACAAUUUCAAACUGAGAUCAAACUGGAAACUAAAAGAGGUUUUACAAGAGAAACACAAAGUAAUGAACUAAAGGAACACAACUAACAAUGAGCACAAGGAAAGCACUGAUAUGGAAACAAUUAAAUAGAAUAUGGCAAAACCUUUAGAACAUAACCAAGCAAAAAAUGCUGAAGAACAUGAUCACAAAUGAAAACCAAAUCCUAACACCUCUGGAUCGUGACACAGACGUUCUUAAGUCACAUGACUUAAAUGCUAGGAAAAUAGCUUCAGGGCUUCCUGGUUAACUUCUUUAUGAAAGCAACAACAUAACCUUUGCAUCGCUGCAACCAGUUUUACAUGAACAACAAAGGCAUCGCUUGAGCACCAAAACUGCAAACAUACAACCACAUUAUUGUAAAACUGUUAGGUUUGCUCCUGUGGAACCUGUUGUCUGCCUGUAGUUCUGGUACAUUUCUGUUCAAAUGAAAAAGAAAUGUUGUGGAAAAUGUGUAUUAUUGAAGAGAUUUACCACAAAAGGAAAUAUAGGUUUAUUAUUUUCUUUUUAUCUAAGAAUAAAGUAUAAUGGUUCACAGUGUAUUUUGUAUAAAGUACGCAUAACACAUGUAUCUUCCUUCAUAAUGUAUUUUGCUUAUUUGUGGUACUUGAUGCUAAAUGUUUAUCAGUGAAAUUUUUUGUGGCACAUUUUAUGUUUUACAUUAGAGAAAUAUUUAAUUAUACAGUAUUUUUAUUGUGCAGCACUGAUCAGCUGCAGAUCAGUACAGCUUAAACACAAUUAUACUGUAUGUGAUGUGCCUUGUUUCACUGAUCUGUAACCUCUGUUUGCCCCUUAAACCUCAUAAAAUUAUGCUAAAAUUGUUUCUUUGUUUCUGAACAUGUGACAUGCAAGAACAGGAGAACCAGGAAAUGCUGAACCCAUGGUUGCUAUGCUGAUUGGCGCCUCAACCGAGGGGGAAGGGGUACCAGUCAACAUACUGACAACAAUUUAGGUCUCAAACAAGCAGUUGCUGUGUGAAAACUGUGGAUCAUAUUAAAAAUCCUGCUAAACUGUU